Molecule: messenger RNA, 2671 nt
Organism: Lacerta agilis (Sand lizard)
Lineage: Eukaryota; Metazoa; Chordata; Lepidosauria; Squamata; Lacertidae
Gene: PPP1R3F
Product: protein phosphatase 1 regulatory subunit 3F
Exons: 4
Coding region: 1-2289 (762 amino acids)
Biological process (GO): regulation of glycogen biosynthetic process
Cellular component (GO): protein phosphatase type 1 complex
Molecular function (GO): protein phosphatase 1 binding; glycogen binding
Source: RefSeq, a predicted model, not a curated record
AUGGCCCGCGCGGGGGCCGCCUCCUCCCCCGCGCCGCCGCCCCCGCUGCCCGCCUUGCCCCUAGCUCGGGAGGCGGCGGCGGCAGAGGCGGAGGCGGAGGAGGAGGAGGACGAGGAGGAAGACCCCCCAUCCCGGACCCUGGUGCCCCGCUCCUCCCCGGUGCCCAGGCCCCAGCACCCCACCGCCGGCGGGGGGAGCAGCUCCUCCUCAGGCGACGAGGACGAGGAGCAGCAGCAGCAGCAGCAAGAGCACCGCCAGCCCCCUUGCUUGCCAGGCCCUCUCUGCCCAAAGCCUCCGGGCCUUGCUGGUCCACUCUCCCAGAAUGCCCAAGGGCAGCUGCCCCCACAGCAUGCCACCACCACCGCUACCAUGGAGGAGCCCUCCCAGAAUGCUGCAGGCCGACAUGUGCUGUUCGCUGAUGCCCUGGGCCUGCCCCUGGCACGCUGGCGGCGCUAUCAGCCUUGGCCACCACCAUCACCUGAAUCUCCCCCUGAGGUGGUGCCACCCUUGGCCUCUUCUCAGCCACCCUCCUCUCCUACCCCCUACUUUCUGCCAUCUUUUGUGUUGCAACCGGCGGGGCAAGGUGAGGAGGAGAAACUUGGGCGUCUGCGCCAGGCCAAGGUGGAGCUGGAGGAGUUGCUGCCCCCAGAGCCAGGGGAGCCUCGGGUGUUGCGUGGCACCGUGCGUGUGCUCAACGUUUCUUAUCACAAGGCUGUGCAUGUGCGGGCCAGCCGAGACCGGUGGCAGAGUCACUGGGACUACCCUGCCCUCUAUAUUCCAGGGGGUUCACCAGAUGGGGGCCUGACUGACCGCUUUGCUUUCCGCCUGGAAUUUGGUGAUGAGGAUGACGAAGAGGAAGAGGAAGGAGGGGCCCGGCUUGACUUUGUGGUGCGGUACCAGACCGAGGAGGGCGUCUACUGGGCCAACAAUGACGGCAGGAACUACAGUGUGGUACUGAAGGGGGCUGCACCUUCCCAGGGUGUGCCAAAGAGGUCUGGCAAAGAGGGCGAAUCACGAAGACUCAAGAGCUGUAUGAGGCCAAUCAAAAUCAGGUCAAGUGAAAACGAGCUGCGAAUAGAGGACAUAGCUCAGACAGUCUGCACUGAAGAAAAGAAAACUGAUAGAGGCUUGGCCAGUGAAUCCCUAAACCUUCCUGUUCUGCAGCCCCCACUCUCAAUGACACAGAUUCCAGAACUCACAAUCACCACCAACUCCCCAGAAAAGAAGGAACCUUCUAAAGGCAAUCUUGUGGAUUUCACCGAUUCCCCACAGGCACUUGCUUUCAAGGUCCAUCCCUCAUCUCAUGAGGAGCUGAAAGUGCCCUGGGGCUUGGUACUGGGAACCGAAACCCUUCCCUUAGGGCAGUGGGAUGUGCCUGAGUUCAGCAAGUGUGACCUCACUACGGAGGGCUCUUUCAUGGAGGAAUGCAUGGAGGAGCAAUUGAGAAGGUACCAAGAGUUGCCCUACCGCUUGGAGGAAGAUGCCAUAGACCGGGAGCUGGAGCAGCUUUAUCUGUCCCACUUGAGCCGGCUUCGAGCAGAGGAGCUUGGAGGAAGAGAGAAGUGGGCUGAGGAAGGUUCAGGCAAUCGUAGCAGCCCUGCACCAUCUCUCAUUGCCUUGCGGCAGAGUGUCCUAACUGACCGUGACCUGAUAGUCAACUGGACAGGCCCUGAGAGAGCACUGAACAGCUCCCUGGCAGAGGAGAUCAUGCUGCACUAUGCCAAGCAGCGUGGUGAUGACUCCAGGGACAGUGAAGAGGAAGGAUGCACGCCAGGGUAUGCAACAAUGGCACCAUCCGAGUUGGUAGGACCAGGUCGCGAUAGUCCACCUGUCCUACUAGAAGGCUGCUUUCUAAACCACCUGGAAGAGGGAAGUGUCCAACGUGGCUUAUCUAAGGAUUCUGACUCUCCUGUAAGCUUGAGAAUGGUGUCACCCAACACCUCACGACCUGCCACUCAGGAGGCCAUGGUGAUGCCUCUGGUAGUCCCAGCCCGGACACUAGUGCCCCUUCCACAGCGGCCCACAGAUCUGCUGUCCAGCCCUCUUGGUGCCCAUGGACAGAAAAAGAGUCAGGGCUUCUUGAUAGGGCAAGGCAGCCUUUGGUUGGGCGAGGGGCUUAAUGUCCACAAGCCUCCUGAAGCCAAUCCUGGUUCUCAUAGUGAACUUGAAAAGAUAUUGACACGCUCCCUGCGGUUUCUCAGCCUCUUUGUCUUCCUGCCUGUGGUCUUCAGCAGCUGCAUGCCCCUCGUAGCCAUUAUGCUUUACCUCCUCCUGGACUGGUUGUCAUAGUUUGGCAUCUCUCUCUAUGAGGUGUUGGAAGGCCCACAAGAAGACUGUCUGCAACUUGGCUCCAUUCCUGUUUUCUUCUGAACAACCAUGGUUUGAUUGAGAGAAAGAGAGGGCAAGUCAAGUCCUCCUGAGAAAUCAUGGCAUGUCUUAGUUGUGGCUGCUUAUAAUUUUCCAAAGUCUAGUGCACUUUUCUUUCUUUUUGUUUUGUGAAAUCAUUUGAGGAUGAUUUUUAAAUGCAUUAUUUACAACCACCCCUGAGAAAAUUCCCAGGGCUAGCUCUAAAAGAUGACAUGGUUGGACACCCCAUGAGUAGCAAAGAGCCUAUCAUAUCCACAACAUAUUGUUUUCCCUUUUCAUGAAACUCCCAAGAAGGGCAAAAGUA